GAUGACAACACAAAAGUUUUUCGUUGUUCAUAUCAUCAUAUUUAAGUUAAAUCGUUGCUAUUAAAUUCGUUGAAUAUGAUGAACAUGUUUUAAGUGUUGAAACUACCACAUGUCGCCAUAGUUUGCUGUAUGCGUUGUUGCUGCGUUUCCACAGCCGUUGCCGCUCGGUCCGUGGUGGUUUUGUCAGCAACAUGGUGACCCACAAUGUUGUUUUUCUCAUCGAUGUGGACCUCCGGCGACAGGAACCUGACCCCACGGUGCUGCUCCUCAAACAAGGUGUGCUCAGGACCCUCAUUUAUUUCGGCACACGGUUCGGUUUCGAUAAAGUGCGUUGGGGUUAUAAAUUCUUCCACUCACAAGCGGGUCGGAGCGCUAACCUUAUUUCUAGAGGCUCCAACUUCAAGGAGCUUGGAGAGAAGAUGUUCGAGGAGUUUGAGAUGGAGAUCGCCAAGGUAACUGAGAAACCCCGGAGAAAUGGGUGUCCAAGAUCGAUUCGUUGGGCUGGAUCUAUCCAGACUGCCCUAAAGGAAACCUUGUUAGACUUCCAGUGGGACAGGCCAGACAUUACUUCUCCUGCCAAGUUGGCACUUCGGGCAGUUAGGUCAAGAAGAUCUUGCAAGACCAUUUCCUCAGAAGAGGACCUGUCAACCAAGAGUAAAAACGUGUUAUUUCUUGUUUCGGAGUGUCCACACUCCAAAGAGGACUUUGAAGGUUUUGUCCCAAAUACUGGUGUAGAGAGAGAGUCCCUCGGGGAAGUGUCUGAGCUGAUUCUUCCCAGGAGUCUUCGGGAUCUGAUGGCCCAGAAUCAAGUGGUGCUCCACUGGGUUGAUUCCAGCCUUUAUAGUCAGGUCAUGAGUUAUACAGAUCAUGUUGGUUAUGAGGCCCUGUCAUCAGCGCUUCUUCAACAAGGAGGGAGCAUGUUGCCCUUGGCUGCUCUGCUCUGGCUCUGUAACCCAGAGGUUGGUAAAUUGUGGAAACAGCAGCCUGGACUAGAUGCCUGUGGAGCGGCCCAUCUCCAUGCAUGGCCAGAAGAAGGCUUUCCUUUCGAUUCCAGCAUGGGAUAUCUCCUAUCAUCCCAGCAGCAUUACCGCAUGGCCUUCCCUAUCCAGGAAGGUGUCCUUCGGUGGGGAGAAGUGACCUGCAAUGUUUCUGUGGAGCCUGUAUCCCCUGGACUCCACAAGUUGUGUUGUCCUGUUAGCAUUACCCUGAGUGGUGUCCUACAGGAAUGGAAGUCUAGCUUUUCCAUGGACAGCAUUUUGGCCUGCUGGCUGCUGCAGCAAAGACCUCAAAGCAUAUUGGAAAAUGCUGAGGAUGGCAUGGCUUUUCAUCACCUUCUGAGGGAGCUUUCUGCCCAGGCCUUCCCAAUGUUUGCAGAGGUCAGUGAUGGAGACAUGACCCACACAGCAGUGUUCGCUCCCCUGUCCACAUCUACGGCCCUGCUGUUUGUAGUUCGUCUCCAAGAUACCUACCUUGAGGAAGUUCUGUCUACAAAUCCCAUCUCAAUGGCCACUGCUAUGCCAUCCACAGACUUGCCUGAUGUUGUUAGUAGCGUUCUGAAUGUGGUGUAUGAUAUAAUGGAGGAUGACGACAAGGAAGAGAGUCCUAAUGGCCAGGGUAACAGUCCUGUUCCAGAAUGGGUACACCACGAGCUCAGAACCUGUGCAGGGUCAUUUCCAGCAGUGCUGUUUGAAACCUGGUUCCCUUGGUCUGACCAGUCAGGGGUUAGUUCUCAACUAAUGGAGUCAAUAAGGCUAUUUGCGGAACCAGAGGAGGGGGAACCGGACCACAGUGAUGAAAGUCAAUUGGAUUUGACAGAGGCACUGUCAGAGCUCUACCAGGGGAUCCCUGCUGAGGCAUCCAUUGACAAGAGAGGCACAAAACGCGGUGCCCAGCGCACACCAGUGAGGCAGAAGAUGAAGACCAUGAGCCGUUCUCUCCAGAUGCUGAAUACAGCACGGCUCAAUGUGAAGGCCCAGAAGAGUCAGCUCGAUGAUUCUUCAGGAGCAGAGAGAGGUCCUGACAGAAUGAGGAAGAGGUGGUCUGGAAAUACAUCAAAACAUCACCAUACUGCCCCCAAUUUUAAGAGUGAAGAGGAGCUUUUAUCCCACCUUAAACUGACUUACCAGGAAAUGGUGCUUAAGAGAGACUCUUCCCUAAUCACUGAAGUCCAGAAUUUUUUUGCUCUUGUGAAAACUUUCCUGAAGGUUUCUCCUGACACUGAGGUGGGUUCUUCAGGCUUAAUCCAACAGAACAUACUGAAGUCCAGCAAAUCUCUUCGCCAGCAGUAUGAAAAUUCUUCUGAUACAGACAGCAAGCUCCGAGAGUGUCAGCUGCAAGCCAUUCUAAGACUGGAGGUGUGCAGAUCUCGGUUACCAGAAGCACAGAUGGAGGUCCUCGACAAUGUGACAGAAGAGGUGGCCGACAUGCUUCGAAUUAUCUCCUUAACCAAAGACCCAAUUUACCUCUCAAAGUUCCUCGAAGACAUCCUUCCAGUGUACCAGAAUGUCAUCCCCAAGAUCCUGGCAGAUGUGUAUCAUAGCUUGGGCAUACAGUUACCAGAAGCUCUGGCCUUGGUACUGCCCUCUGAUUUCUUCAGUGAUGAGUCUUUGGUGCGGGAGAGCACUUCACCAGUUGCCUCUCAGGACCCUGUGUCAGAUGCUGGCCAGCAGCUGGAGGAACUAAGGGACCGCUCAGCAAAGAAGAGGAAGAGUGGGAAGCUCACCCGCCAUCUAAGCACAAGUGAUGCAACUCAAAGUCUUCGUCAGAUUGAGAUACCCAGGAAGUCUUUGCGAGUGCAGGCCAAGUCUCAGCCUAGCUCUGCCCCAGAAGAGCCAUUCAAGCAGCCUGUCCAAGAAGUUACAAAAGUCAGAAGAAACUUGUUCAAACAGCAAGUAACAUCCCCUAGGAAGACAUUCUCUCGCAGCCGGUCGGUAUCUGCUGUAGAAGGGUCAAAGCACAAACAUCUGCAUGCCAAAGAUGGUACUGUUUCAGCUCGCCACACCCUGCUGACCAAGAAGGUGGCAGAGACACCCAUCCACAAACAAGUGUCCAAUCGGCUUCUCCAGAGACAAAGGGCAGGGAGGAAAUCGGACCCUUCAGAUCUUUGUGUAGUAGAAGAGUCUCCUAUAAAGCAGAGUGACUUAAGGAGAAGCCCAAGGAUAAAGAGCUUGUCCUUCACCAGACGACAUUCAUUUUACUCCAGUUCCCAGGGCCGUUCCAGGAAUAUGGAGAGAGCCCUCAUGUCCUCACAGUUUUCUGCCAGUGGCAGCCAGACAGGUUUGGUCAACAUUCAGACAAUCAGGUCUCCUGUGCGACUGCUUUUUGGAGAGGCCCAUUCCCCCCAUCGCUCACAUUUACUAAGACAGGGGAUAUCCUUACAUAGUACGAGGGAGCAGCGGCAAAACUCUGCUGACUCAGAAGUAUUUGAGGUAAAGAAUCCAAAAAGGACUCCCAGCCGCACCCCCUGUAAACGACAGCGAUCAAGCAGUGGAAUCAAGACACCUAAGAAGUCUCCACACACCCCUUUGAAGAUGAGCCCUGAGGUGGGCUUUGCCAUAGGCAGGGAUGGAAUAGUGUUGCGGGGAAGCCCCUUCCGGUCUACAGCCCAGAGAGCCCCUCACAAAAACAGUCAUGCUGAGACAAAUGUCAGGGCUGCUUCUGUAUGUACUGGGAACAGCCGAUCCCCUGGAGUCCCAUCUGAGAUGGCAGCUAGUGGCAUCACUUGGUCACCAUCAUCCCAGGGAAUUAAAGUGGAAGGUGCAGCUUUUGUAUUUAAAGUGCCAGAUUCCCCCUCUGUGUCCAAUCAAAGUUCUCCACAGUUGUUAAGGAUGCCCAGCAAGGUAGAUGGGCUGAAUAGGUGUGGUCUCUUCAAAACCCCAGAAAAGCAAAUGCAGGGGGCAACCCAAUGCUCUCCCAGAAUAGCUCCUGGCAGCCCCAAGCUGAAAACUCCUGGAACAGGGGAAAAAACUCCAAAGAAGAGUAUACGCCAGAGGUCUUCAGAGCGGCUGGCAAAGAAAUUAAGUCCCAUGGGAAGAGUCCAGACAGUUCCCUCAAAAAUCUAUCUGACACAACCCUCACCCCAGGCCCUCUCUCCACUGAAGCAUGUACUGCAAACUCCCCAGAAGAGUCCUCUAUUUGCUGUUCCAGUACUUAUGUCCUCAAGGACCAGCGCUGCUACGUAUACUUACCCUGCAGCCCUGUGUUGCACCCCUGGAGCCAACGCAGUUAUGCCUAGCAAGAAGUGUUCAACAAAUGAUGGUCUGGAAAGUGUGCUUGAGUUCUCUGACAUUAUGUACCCAGCUGACGCUUCUUCCUCUUUAUUUAAAAGUCUUGGGGAGGCAGAAACAACUCAUGUCAGGAAAAAGACCGUGAGCUCAGACCACUGUGAGGCUGCAGUUCCUCAUGAUAGUGAGUCAUUGAGUCAGACUGGUGAGGUGAAGGCAGAACUAGUUUCUUUGCUGCAGCCAGAGUCCUCCCAACUUGACACUUACUCAUCCCAGGCCACUACAGAGGAUAACAGUAUUGAUAUCUCUGAAGCAACAGUCAUAAAAACUGAGCUGUCUGAUGGCUUAAAGAUGAAAAUAUCCUUCAGCAGGAAGCCAGCCAGGCCCAGUGAGGUUUCCCUGGUUGAGACAUCAGCAGAGUCUUCCUUACCCAUGCCAAGACGGAGCUAUGGCUUCCGCAGGACUCCAGAUCGGCAGCAGCGAGCAGCAGCAGCACGCCUUGAAAGCUCAAAGGCUUUGCCUCAUUUUUCUACCUCAAACAUUUUGUGUGAACCAGUAAUGCACCCCUUCCAACUAGAGCCAGAGAUGCAAGGUAUAGGUAUGCCAAAGCGCAAGUUGAGGCGGAUAGAUUCCUUCUGCACAGGAGAGCCAGUUGGUGAAAAUGACCCACAGGGACUUUCUCAAGGCCUGGUGAAUGUAAAGAACCCAAAAGUAGAAAGUCCACUGUCUCGUUGUCCCAAAGCCAGGGGUCACACCUCACCAUCUGUUUGUACUCGUGGAACUCCUGCCAAGAGUACACCAGGGAAAGGUGGGGUUCAGACCUUUAUCUGCCAAUCUUACACCCCCACAACUCAAGCUGUUGGUACCCCUUCACCCUCUAUGACAGACCCUACACCGUGGACACCAUCACCUCAGAGCAGGGGCCGAUCCACCCCAGAGAGCCUCAACAAGUGGCCACGGCGGAAGAGGGCGGGACUCCGGCUGCCUGGGGGAAAGGAUGCAUCCAUGCAGGGUGUGCAGCCCCUUGUUGAAGAGGGGGACGAUGCAGAGCUUGAGGGGGUGUGCCAGCUGCCAGAUGUGGAUGAAUGCAGGGACGUGAACGUUUGGCCUGGCCCUGGAGUUCUUUGCUCCCCAUUUAGGGGGCAGUGCAGUUGGGUCCCUCAAACACCCACACCUACAGAAGAUGUAGACUUUGCAGAGCAAUGUGUGCAUCAGAGCAAAAAUGCUGCAGUUCCUCCAUGUGAUAAGGCCCAGUCACUUUCAAAGGAGGACCUUCCGGCCAUAGCAGUGACAACCCCCAGCACAAAGGCAAUGAGGUCUGUGUCAGCUAGUGGGAUCCUGGCCCUCACAGAGUCCCCUUUGUUUUACACUUUGAAGAGCAGAAGCUCCAGAGAUGACUUGGACUUGUCACCAUUCCACCGUUCCACUCCAUUCAGGACUUACAGCAGGAAGAGGCUUUUAUGAGGCGAAAUCUGACAAGAGCUUCAACCAGUAAAAGCUGUUUAUUUUUCGCCAGUGUUCCGUUAAUUUCUUUUUAAAAAAUCACUUCAGGAACCA
Molecule: messenger RNA, 5780 nt
Organism: Scleropages formosus (Asian bonytongue)
Lineage: Eukaryota; Metazoa; Chordata; Actinopteri; Osteoglossiformes; Osteoglossidae
Gene: ticrr
Product: TopBP1-interacting, checkpoint, and replication regulator
Exons: 22
Coding region: 192-5687 (1831 amino acids)
Biological process (GO): regulation of DNA-templated DNA replication initiation; response to ionizing radiation; mitotic DNA replication checkpoint signaling
Cellular component (GO): nucleus
Molecular function (GO): chromatin binding
Source: RefSeq, a predicted model, not a curated record